AGCAGAAGAAGAAUAAAAAAUAAAAUUCAACGGCAAAAAAAAGUAGACGAGAGAUUUUGUGGCUUAAAAAAAGAUGAUAAUUUAAUAGAAUUAUAGUUGAUGAUACACAAAAGACAGUAACGGAGGGGAUAAAAAGUGUAAGCAGAUAAUCGGAAUGGAUGAAAAUUGAAUUUUUUUUAAGGACGCAUGAAAAAAGUGAGUGCCGGGAUAUAAAGAAGAGUGCUGUGCUUAUGUGAGAGCUCUUUACCAUUUGCUUUAAAUCAACAGCACAAGAAGCAUAAAGAAGGAAGGAAAAAGUGUAUCAAUGUGUAAAUAAGAAAAGUAAAUAAAAUCAAUAGGAAGUGCGGCAGUGCAAAGUGUAAAGGAAGAACGGAAGAGGAAAGGUAGCACAAAGUAAGCUAUAAAAUUGUUUUAUGAUAUAAAUGGAAGGACCAAGGACAAAUGCGGAGUGAGAAAACAAAUUUCUCAAAUGCACGCACGCUUGAUAUUCCGUUUUUCUAUCACCAUUAGAGAGAAAAUAAAAAACGGCUGUAAAUAUUUAUAAGAACAAUUUAUUGAGUUCCAAAAAAAUACGAAUAAAAAGUCUUAACAAAUGAAAAAGAUGUCGUCUUUUGCUCUGCUCCGUUCCUUCUCUACUGAUACCCAGAAUCCAACACCACCAAUAUCUUCCACCCCGAGUCCAUAUACACCGCCAAAGAAUCUAAAAAUGAAUAAAAGAUUUUCAUUUCAUCAGAAGCAGCAUCAAAGCGUUAAAGACCCGAUGGAGGCAAGCUCAUUGAUUCGCAUUGAGAAUAACAAUAAAAAAUCAAAAGCAUUAACAAGACGCUGGUCGUCAUUGAAGCAAUAUCAAACGACAGCAUUAUCACAACAAUCAUUAGCAACAGGUAGCAGUUGCGUGACGUCAUCAAACCCUUCCCCACAAAAUGCUCCAAGUGACGUUCAUCAACGAAAUUCAAAUAUUAAUAGUAGCGGUGAUGUAAAGAAGAAAUGGGAAGUGAUUGAACAUUACAAAGGCAGUGCCAAUGGACGUGAGACUAUUAGCAGUAGCUUACUUGCAGCGGGCAUAACAACAUUCAAUAUAGACAUGAGACCACAGCAAUCUAGUGCCAGUGGCAACAAUCCACGCCAAUCAAUUGUCAGCAAGAGCUGCUUGAGUAUGUUGAACGACAACAGUAAUUUUAAUAGUGAAUAUAUGGCUUACUCUGAACACACGUCCAUAAUGGAUCAGAGUGGGGAUAAUAAUAAUAAUAGUGAAUGUGCUAUAGAUGAUAAUGGAAGUAACAACGAUAAAACGAGCUUUCAAAAACUAAGGACAUUCCUAAAACGGAAAAUGGCAUCAGCAAAAUUCAAAAAUAUCCAAAUUGAGAUGCUUUAUCAACGUUACCUGCUACGAAUGAAUCAAAAUAAUGCAGCUCAUAUUGUAUGGCUUUUAUUUGCUCUGAUUUUCAUCCUUGCCAUCAUUCAUGUCCACUUUUUUAUCAAUCGAUGGCGGGAAAUGACAAAAAUAGUCGCAAGUGAGCUUCUCAUGAUUGAGAGCACAACAAACGGAACUGAAAUAGUCAAUUUUACACUUUUGGAUGGCAAUGAUACUCAAACGAUGGCAGUGCCAACAACAUACUAUUUUAAUAUGACUGUCGAUGAUGGAACGACGAGAACUUAUGAACUUUUAGGAACCAACUUGAUUCAAUUUACGCUACUUGGUCUAUGCUCAAUUCUUUAUACAAUUCUACUGCUGUGUCUUUAUAAGCAACGAAUUAAUGAGAUUUAUCUGUUCCAUGUCUCAUAUGCCAUUAUCAUCUCACUCGUCAUUAUUGACAUAAGCUUUUCAAUCACAAAUAUGGGCAGAGAAUACACAUCUGCGGGUGCAUGCACGUUGAUUUGCAUUUACAUCACGUAUACGAUGCUUCCGAUAAGAUUACAGGAAGCAAUUCUUGGAGGAAUUCUCAUAUCCAUUUCUCAUAUUACACUCCUUUUACAUCUUCACAAGAUGAACACAUGGAAUAUGAUAAUAUCCGAGAUGGUCUCUCUGAUAUGCACCAAUGUCACAGGCAUCCUUCUGCAUUCGCCAAAAGAGAAAGCUCAACGCAAAGCCUUCCUUGAAACUCGCCAGUGUGUGGAAGCACGAUUGAAAAUUCAAAGAGAAAAUCAGCAGCAAGAACAACUUUUAUUAUCAGUUCUGCCUCGACAUGUGGCGAUGGAAAUGAAAAAUGAUAUUGCUGGUCAACCAAAGGAAGCUCAAUUUCAUAAAAUUUAUAUCCAACGGCAUGAGAAUGUGAGCAUAUUGUUUGCCGAUAUCUGUGGCUUUACAUCACUUUCUGACCAAUGUACAGCUGAAGAGCUUGUGAGGCUUCUCAAUGAACUUUUUGCGAGAUUUGAUAAACUAGCAUCUGAGCAUCAUUGUCUAAGAAUCAAACUCCUUGGUGAUUGCUAUUAUUGUGUAAGUGGAUUGCCUGAAGCUCGUCCAGAUCAUGCCUCGUGUGCAGUCGAAAUGGGUCUCGACAUGAUUGAUGCAAUUGCUUUAGUUAGAGAAGUCAUGGCUGUAAAUGUAAAUAUGCGAGUUGGAAUUCACACUGGACGAGUUCAUUGUGGAGUAUUAGGAUUGAAAAAAUGGCAAUUUGAUGUAUGGUCGAAUGAUGUAACACUGGCAAAUACUAUGGAAUCUGGUGGAAUCCCAGGACGGGUUCAUAUCACUAAAGAGACGCUGGCUUGUCUUAAUAAUCAUUAUGAUGUUGAGGAUGGUCAUGGUGAUGAACGUAAUUCGUAUCUUAAGGACCACCAAAUCCAGACUUACUUAAUCAUACCAAAGGAAUCACAUAGAUACAGCACUCUUCCAAAACCACCAAAUCGACCAAAUCCACAAAACACCAAUAGUAUAUCAAAAGAACUAAGAAUGAUGGGACAUUGGAAUAACAAAAUGGGAAAUACUGAUAAGCAGGAUAUCAAGUCACCGGAAGAAGAAGUCAACGAGUAUCUUGUUAAAGCUAUUGAUGCUAGAAGCAUUGAUAGAUUAAGGUCGGAUCAUUGUAGGCGAAUUUUUCUCACAUUCAAGGACGGAAAAAUUGAGAAAAAAUAUUGUCAAGAACCGGAUCCGAUGUUAAGGACAUAUUUCUAUUGUACAAUUAUUAUCGCAAUUGGAAUCUUGUUGAUUCAGAUGUUGUCUUAUGAAGCCUUCUUCAUCGACUUAGUCUUUGUGAUGUUUUUUCUGGUCGGUCAAAUAAUUCACAGUCGUCAAACAGAAAUCACGCGACGUCUAGACUUUAUUUGGAAACUACAAGCAACAGAAGAGAAAGAAGAUAUGGAAAAUCUGCAAGCUUAUAACCGGAAGCUACUCGCCAAUAUAUUACCAGUCCAUGUCGCCGACCAUUUUUUAAGACGCGACAAAAAUAUGGAUGAGAUUUAUCAUGAGCAAUGUGACAGCGUUUGUGUGAUGUUUGCAACUAUAGCAAAUUUCUCCGAGUUUUAUAUUGAAUUGGAAGGAAACAACGAAGGCGUUGAGUGUCUGAGACUGCUGAAUGAGAUUAUUGUGGAUUUUGAUGAGCUGUUGUGUCAGAAUAAAUUUAGUUCAAUAGAGAAGAUAAAGAGUACCGGAUCAACAUAUAUGGCCGCCUCCGGUCUGACUCGAUACACGUGCGAUAAAUUAGAAUUUUCCCAUGUCAAUGCGAUGAUUGAUUAUGCUCUCGAAUUAUUUCAAAAAGUCGUGAAUGUCAAUGAGCAUUCAUUCAACAAUUUCCGUAUGAGAAUUGGAAUCAACAUUGGUGGCGUCGUGGCGGGUGUAAUUGGAUCACGGAAACCACAAUAUGACAUUUGGGGUAAUGCUGUAAAUGUUGCAAGCCGUAUGGACUCAACUGGAGUACUUGACCACAUACAAGUGACCGAGGAAGUGCAUGAGAUUGUCAAGGACAAUACAACAUACUCAUUUAACUGUCGAGGAAGUAUAAAUGUUAAGGGAAAGGGAACAAUGACCACAUACUUGAUGAAUGGCUUGCCGCAGUAAAUGGAAUUGAAAAUUUGAGCUUUAGUUAUUGUCGAAUAUUCAUAAAGUAUCUUUAUGACUGCCUAUAAAAUUUUCAUCUAUAGCACAUAUAUUUUUGAAUAUGCGGAGGGAAUUUUAAGCUUAUGCAGAUUUAUUGUAAUGAUUGUG
Molecule: messenger RNA, 4141 nt
Organism: Chironomus riparius
Lineage: Eukaryota; Metazoa; Arthropoda; Insecta; Diptera; Chironomidae
Source: the annotation of a GenBank genome assembly